ACAUUUUAAUCGCAGUGUGAAUGAAACAUUAGCGGUACCGCGCGCGUAGAAACUACACGUUUGUUCGUUCACCGACGAUUUUUGUGUUUUGUGACGAAAAUUUAUAAGUGAAAUGGCUCCUGUGUCGAACGCCGUUGUCGGCAUUGAUGAUGAUCAACGUUUUGCUUUGAUUAAGUUUCGAAGGAGCGUAAAGGAUGUCUUAAAGCCGGAGCACAAUGAUCACUUUUUACUGAGAUGGCUUAGAGCAAGACAAUGGAAUCCAGAGGCCGCGGAAAAAAUGCUAAGAGACUCAAUGAAAUGGCGCGAGAAAUGGGGUGUCGAUACAACACUAGAAUCAUGGAAGGCACCGGAAGUGCUAGAGACUCACUUUCCAAGUGGCAGUACCGGUUUCGACAAAGAAGGUUCACCAAUCAUAAUAGUACCUUUUGUUGGCCUGGAUAUAUGGGGGCUAUUGCAUUCGGUGUCACGUACAGACAUUAUACGGAUGGUUUUGCGACACUUAGAGAACUACCUGGCCAUCGCCAGAAAACAGGCGAUGACACAUGGAUCAAACGCUCUUAAGGUAACGGUUAUCUUCGAUUUGGAAGGAUUCAGCAUGCGUCAAUAUGCUUGGAAGCCUGCAGCGGAACUAGUCUUUACACUUCUACAGAUAUACGAAGCGAACUAUCCCGAAAUACUGAAAAUAUGCUAUAUUGUUAAUGCUCCAAAAGUAUUUUCAUUGGCAUUUUCCGUGGUUAAAAAAUUCAUUCACGAAUAUACGAUAUCCAAGAUUCGCAUAUAUGGAUGUGAUGCCAAGAAAUGGCAAGCUCAAGUUUUAACAAUAGUGGAUAAGGACCAAAUCCCCGAGCACUACGGUGGUACCAUGGUCGAUGAAAAUGGUGAUCCGAGGUGCAGUUCGCUUGUAAAACCUGGAGGCAAAGUACCAAAGAAAUACUACGCACGAAACGUAGUCGCUGACACUGAGAAAGAGUACACUAAAGUUACAGUGAAAACUGGAGAAAAACACGUUGUUGAUCUACUUUGCGCUGACAGUGAAAGCGUUCUAAAAUGGGAAUUCGGCAUUGACAGUCAUGACAUAAAGUUUUCCAUAAAAAGGAAAGAUCAAGACGGCAACGAGAGUGUGGUACACGGCCCGAGGAAGGUCGCAGAGGGACCAGUCGAUGUGGGAGUUCUGCCUGUCUCUGGACCUGCUACAUAUGCCGUAAUAUUUGACAACAAAAGUUCAUUCCUACGAAACAAGAAAAUUUUCUACGACGUACUAAUAACUGUACCUGCUAGAGAUCUCAAUAUAGACGACAGUCCUGAAGAACUCGCUGCUACUGCGAAUGAGUCUUAAUAUAACAGAAGCGUGUACAUUAUAUUGAUAAAAAAAUAUAUAUUGUCUAUAAUUGAUACGACAACGAUAGUGAAUAUUCGGCUUAAAAUUAUUGAUAAAUCAAAGUACAAGUUUGUAACAUGUGACCAUUGUAUGGUUAUCUUUUUGGUAGAACUACCAUAAAUUUAAAGAGCACUCUCACAAUUUUUUUUAAUAAAACUUUAAGACGUGCGAAAUGUACAAAUAUUAACAUUAUAUUCCACAAAUUUAUAAAAUUUUCACAAUGUAUAAAAAAUAUAUAGAAUAUUUGUUAAUUGCCUUUUGGCAUUAAAAUAACAAUAUAUUUAAUAGCUUUCGCUAUGGUGUAUUUUUAGUUUAAUUUAGAGAUGGGUAAAGUAUAUACUGUGAUAGUUAGGGUGGUUGUUCGAAGUUAAUCUUAAAACUAUUACUACAAACUGAGUGUACUAAUAAUGAAAUAUUUACAAGUGAAAUUACCUAUGUAUUCAAAAACUAUAAGGCUGUUUGUUUUAAAUAAUUAAUGUUAGGCAAAAAACUAUAAACAUUAUUAAAGUGGAUCAUAAAUGAAGAGUUUGUAUUCGUAGAAUUUUCUAGAUUGGAUUAU
Molecule: messenger RNA, 1937 nt
Organism: Vanessa tameamea
Lineage: Eukaryota; Metazoa; Arthropoda; Insecta; Lepidoptera; Nymphalidae
Product: SEC14-like protein 2
Exons: 10
Coding region: 113-1336 (407 amino acids)
Cellular component (GO): cytoplasm
Source: RefSeq, a predicted model, not a curated record